Hemibagrus wyckioides is the source of this 2201-nucleotide messenger RNA. It is a transcript of the gene eng, whose product is annotated as endoglin. The record is from RefSeq and is a predicted model, not a curated record. The transcript is spliced from 14 exons. NCBI's taxonomy places the organism in Eukaryota, Metazoa, Chordata, Actinopteri, Siluriformes, Bagridae. The coding region runs from base 282 to 1934 and encodes 550 amino acids.
CCUGCCUCGGACCGGCUCGCGUGCGUGAGAGUUUUCUCUCAACUGCUCACUGAUCUCACGGAGGAGAAACUUAACGCAGAAAAUUCUCUCCCAGAAAAACAAAAAAACAAAAGCGCGGAGCUCCGUCUGUUUAAAGGAAGCGUCAAGGCCGGACGGGUGUGAUUAGUGCCUGAAAUACAACCAAACACUCUCACACACGCACAGUGCUGGAACCUCAGGUGCCGGCUAACAGAGGGAUAAACUUCUGAAGUGUAUGCUCCAGAAGGACACUGAUUUCAGACAUGGAGACCUUCACAACUACUUUGGCUUUGCUGAUGAUCUUCAGUGCUGCUGCAGCUUCAGAUUUUUCAGACUGCAAUCUGAUGGGGAUUUACGGAACCCAAAGCGGAUCCAUCAGCGUGGAUGAGAUAACGGGGAAGUGCAGGACCAACUUCGUCACAGAGAACGGGACAGAAGUGCACAUUGUCAAUCUGCGCAUCAAUCCAGGGACCUCCUACCCAAUAAUUAGUGUGGAUACCGAGUCUCCGUCCAUCCUGAUCUUCACCUGCCCAGACACUCACAUCUACAUCUCUGUCCUCUACAACUUCAGCUCCAACAUAAAGCUCUACGUGACAAGCGGGACUCAGUUGAUAGCUUACAGGAAUGGGGCUCAGAAUCGGCAAGACGUUGGGAUUCACAGUGCUCCAGCUUUCCAGGGCAGUGAGCUGGUAUCAUGGGCAACAAAACAGUUCGGAGGAGUUACAUCCUUCACUACAUUCCAAAAUCCAGGCAACAUCUUCUUCUCCAAGCUAAAAGAGACCCCGGGUUCGUCCAUCUGCCAGCUGAACCAGCAUCUACAAUCCCACGCGGAUGCAGUUCAGUCUUGCUCACUGGAUUCUGAGGACGAGCUUCACGUCAUCAACAUCCCAGAUCACAUUAGCGUCAGGAACGUCACGGUGAGCGUGAGUUCGAGUGACGAUGCCAAAAUCAAGCUGGCGCUAAGGGGUCCGGUUGGUACAGUCUGGACCAUCAACGGCCAGGGAGAGAUCUCUGUCCUGAACAACAACGCCUUAUAUAUAGGCGAUUUCCUCAUGAAACCGAAAUCGAUCCUCUCUGACAGCGACACCGAGCUGUGGGAUAAUGCACUCGGUUAUUUUAAGGACACAUCAAUCAGCAGCUACACGAAGAUUUAUCUGGAGUCCAGUCCAGCGAUCCACAUCAGGAUCAGAACACAAAUGCCCACUGAAGUCACUGAAAGAACUGAGACCACAGAGUCUCCCACGUCUCCCAACAACAUGCAGUUGUUCACGUCUCCAGAUUACACGGAGGAGCUUCAUCUCAACACCAAGGUGCAGACCAACGAGAGGAUCUACGCUCAGGUCUCGAGUUUGGUCCAUGGCGAGUUGGAGCUAAUUAUCAGUGUGAAGUCAUGUGUGGUUAGGUCUACAGAUAUCCAACCAGCGGUGAAGGACAUCUCCGUUAAGGCGGAGCCGUGCACGGCGUGCCGUAAUAACAACAGGUUCAGCUUCUCCCUCGACAUGCUGCAGGAUCAUCCCUCCAACAUCUGGGAGCUUCAGUGUUACAUCAGCCACUGUAUUAAACACCACAAACUGAGUUGUUCGAAACCGCAGGUCGUGGCCAAGAAAGUGCAAGUCACGCCGUACAUCCCACCACAGAAUCCAUGUUUUGAGUUCAGCCUUCAGUCGGUUCUGGGUAUCGCCUUCGGAGGUUUCCUCAUCGGCAUCCUGCUCAUGGCCGCUCUCUGGUUCAUCAAGAUCCGUACAGGUUACCCCGUCGCUCUGGGUUUUGGCUCCACAGGGACCUUCUUCUCAGGAUGUCCAUGCGGUCUGACUAAGCGUCACUCUGUGCCCACUAACCCGUCCCCCUCUGAGAACAGCAGUGCCAACGGCAGCAUGAGCAGCACCCAGAGCACACCGACCAGCAGCAUGGCAUGAGCAUGCUCAGAGAGGGACACACACACACACACACACACACACACACACACACAUAGACGAACAGGGCAGGGCUUUUUUCGUCUGAACCGGGAACUUUUUAAAACUCCGCCUCUGCAGCCACCCAGCAACAGGAAGUCAGCGGGACAAAAAAACCCUUGCCUCGGUCCGAGACAGGAAAAACACAGCAUAUCCCCCAAGAACUAACAGGAAAUUCACAGCAUUCCUCUCGACAGAUCGGAGGCACAAUAAGACUCAAGGAGAAAAACA